This is a messenger RNA of Cucurbita pepo subsp. pepo (vegetable marrow), 2166 nucleotides long. RefSeq names its product plant intracellular Ras-group-related LRR protein 9. Gene Ontology annotation, molecular function: protein binding. Gene Ontology annotation, cellular component: cytoplasm. NCBI's taxonomy places the organism in Eukaryota, Viridiplantae, Streptophyta, Magnoliopsida, Cucurbitales, Cucurbitaceae. The record is from RefSeq and is a predicted model, not a curated record.
CGUGGAUUGAGACAAAACAGUGGCUGUGAAAUAAGCGACGGAACCCUUCCCGUGGUAUUCUGAGCGGACUGCAAUAUCUCGCUCUUUCACUUUCCUACUCCCAAAUCUCCACUCCAUCUUCUUCUUCCCUUUGUUAUUCUGAUCCAAUUUGUUGCUUUGCAAUCACUCACCAUGGCCAUGGAUCCGAACCCCAAAAGUUUCCCCAUCCUUUCCUACGUCAUGGCUAGAAUCCCCUCUCUCAGUCCCCGACCGCCGGCCGUCGAAUUCGAUAUCGAACAGCCUGCAUCUCCGCCGUCCCGCCACGCUGCGAAAAAUCCUUCCGAUCUAUCCUCUUCCUCCUCCCAAAUCGUCGAUGACAUGCCCCAUCUAUCGGACCCUAAGGUAUUGGCUUCUAUGACCAGCGCCAUCUCUGAUGUUGCUCAGACCCGAUCCAUCCUCAAAACCCUUGGGGAGAGACCAGAUCAUGAGGCUAUCGAUACUGCCAAGGCUAAGCUCGCUGAUGUAGAAGCCAAUUUGUCUGCCAAGCUCCAGGAAAUCGUGCUUUCGCCUAGGCCGGCAGAUGUGGAGAUGCUUGAGUGGAGGGCGCUUCUUGCUGAGAGAGAGAACGAGUGCCGGCAGGCGGCGGAUAAAGAGAAGCAGCUGUAUAGUGCAAUUGUGCAACUGGAUGAGAUGCACGAGGCGUAUGCGAAGAUGUUAAAGGAAGCGGAGCAAAGGUUGGUGAAGAUUUACGAAUCGGCGGAGAGAGGGCUGCAGGAGGAAAAAUUGGAUCCAGUAAGCGAGGAGACCAAUGAGGAGGUUGCGAGGAUUCUUCAGGAAGCGAAUGAGAAGGAAAUAGAUCGAAUUAAUCUCUCCAGCCGACGCUUGCAGUUCUUGCCUGAAGAAUUUGGACGCAUUCGGGGAUUGGUUGUGCUUGAUAUCUCCAGCAAUCAACUACAGAAUAUCCCGGAUUCAAUAUCUGGCUUAGAAAAUCUUGAGGAGCUGAAUGCCUCAUCCAAUCUCUUGGAGUCACUGCCUGACACGAUUGGCUUAUUGCAAAAGCUGAAACUCCUGAAUGUCUCUGGGAACAUGUUGCAAGCCCUUCCUGACUCAAUAUGCCAUUGCAGGUCUUUAGUGGAGUUAGAUGUGAGCUUCAACGCUCUAACGUACUUGCCAACAAAUAUUGGCCAUGAACUGGUGAAUUUGGAGAAGCUUUCUACCCAGUUGAACAAGAUACGUUCACUGCCAUCUUCUUUUUGUGAUAUGAUCUCUUUGCGUUACCUGGAUGCUCAUUUCAACGAGCUUCAUGGCCUUCCUCAGGCAAUUGGGAAAUUGACACAACUUGAAUAUCUCAACCUAGCCAGUAAUUUUACUGACCUUACUGAACUUCCACACACCUUCGGUGAUUUAUCCAGCCUUAGGGAACUUGAUCUUAGCAAUAACCAGAUUCACGCGCUACCUGAUACAUUCGGCCAUCUUGAGAAUUUAGAGAAACUAAACUUGGAGCAAAAUCCUCUUGUAAUUCCUCCAAUGGAAGUGGUAAAUAGUGGACUGGAUGCUGUGAGGACAUUCAUGUCCAAGAGGUGGCUUGAAAUUCUGGAGGAGGAAGAUAGAAAAAGAACUCUUGAAAUAGACGAACAGGUGCAGACUGGAUGGCUGACGCGUAGUACCACUUGGUUGAAGUCUUACAUUUCUGGGGUUUCAGAGACCGUGUCUGGUAUUGUUGGAUCUCCCAACAGUCCGAAAGACCCUUGUCUCGAACAGCAGCUAUAAUCUGAUGGAGCUCUUUCACCAAUUUUUGCACCCUUUACUCUGCCUGUCAUGGCCUUACUUCCUCUUCCCCCACUGAUUUUGGGUCCUUGAUGAUUGGCCUCCAUCAGGUUCCUUGGAUUCUUUACAUAUAGUGUCGUGAGAACUCAUAACAAACCACAAUUACAAGCAAAUUUUGUUGGAGUUUGAAGCCUGGAUGAGUUCGGUAUUAUGCGUUUUUGUAGUGUUUCUUCAUGUCUAUGGCAAUUGAACAGGUUGGGAAAAUUGCUAUGUUAGUAUUCACUGUAAUAACCAUAUUUUGCCAUCCAGUUUAAUCUGGAUAACUCUCUCAUUCAGCAGAUAAAAAAGAAACUUUCUUCUGCAGGUUCCCUCGACCAAGUAAUUGGAUCACUGGUUAUUCAUUUACCAACAUUAGUAUCA